GUAAUAGGAAACACAAGACCUUUCAAGAGAGGCCUUUUGUUCUCAGCCUUGUCUUAUUUGAGUUUUGAAACCUAUCAAGUCAUUUCUCAGGCUGCCGUGGUUCAUGCCACAGCCAAAGUUGAAGAAGUACUUGAGCAAGCAGACUACCUAUAUGAAAGUGGAGAAACAGAGAAGCUUUAUCAGUUGCUCAUACAAUACAAGGAAAGUGAAGAUGCAGAGUUACUGUGGCGGUUGGCACGAGCAUCACGUGACAUAGCACAGCUUAGUAGGACUUCAGAAGAAGAAAAAAAAGUUUUGGUGUAUGAAGCCCUAGAUUAUGCAAAAAGAGCACUAGAGAAAAAUGAAUCAAGUUUUGCUGCUCAUAAGUGGUAUGCAAUCUGCAUUAGUGAUGUUGGAGACUAUGAAGGCAUCAAGGUUAAGAUUGCAAAUGCCUACAUUAUCAAGGAACAUUUUGAGAAAGCAAUUGAACUGAACCCUAAAGAUGCUACUUCAAUUCACCUUAUGGGUAUUUGGUGCUAUACAUUUGCUGAAAUGCCUUGGUAUCAAAGAAGAAUUGCUAAAGUGCUGUUUGCAAAUCCUCCUAGUUCCACCUAUGAGGAGGCCUUGAAAUACUUUCACAGGGCAGAACAAGUGGAUCCAAACUUCUACAGCAAAAACUUGCUGCUGUUAGGAAAGACAUACUUGAAGCUAAACAACAAAAAGCUUGCUGCUUUCUGGCUGGUAAAAGCCAAGGGUUAUCCAGCACACACAGAAGAAGAUAAACAGAUACAGACAGAAGCUGCUCAGUUGCUUACAGGUUUGUGACAGAACUGAGAACUUUAUGGAGAAGGCAACAAUGUACCUAACACUUUACAUUUCAUUGAUUUAUAAAGAUAUAUAUAUUAACCAUGA
Molecule: messenger RNA, 891 nt
Organism: Cricetulus griseus (Chinese hamster)
Lineage: Eukaryota; Metazoa; Chordata; Mammalia; Rodentia; Cricetidae
Source: RefSeq, a predicted model, not a curated record